AUGGGCACCACUUCUUUCUUGACAAGGGUCCGAGGUCUGCUGCGCAUCCGGAAUCAGCUGGUGCGGGAAUGCCUGGCUGAGCUGCUGUCCACCUUCAUUCUCAUAACAAUCACCCUGGGCACAGCUGCACAGAAGGUCACCUUCUUUGAGACGAAGGGGAACAUCAUCACCAGUUAUGUGGGAAGUGCUAUGGCUGUCAUGGUGGGCAUCUACACAGCAGGGGGAAUCUCUGGGGCCCACAUGAACCCAGCAUUUUCCUUAGCCAUGUGCCUGAUUGAGCAGUUUCCCUGGUGGAAAUUUCCCAUCUUUGUGGUUGUGCAGACCUUGGCAUCUUUUAUAUCUGCUGGAGUUGUUUACAUCCUCUACUAUGAUGCCAUCUGGCACUACAGCAAUGGGACCCUUACUGUCUCUGGCCCCCGAGAAACUGCCUCCAUCUUUGCCACCUACCCAGCUGACAAUAUCUCCAUUGCCAAUGGCUUCUUGGACCAGGUGAUCGGUACAGGGGUGCUGCUGGUGGGUGUCAUGGGCCUUAUGGAUGCCCGCAACAAGCCUGUCCCCAAGGGCCUGGAACCAGUGGUUGUGGCUCUCUUGGUGCUUUCCAUUGAGUGCUCCAUGGGGGCCAACUGUGGCUGCCCCCUGAACCCUGCACGGGACAUUGGGCCCCGGCUCUUCACCUAUGUGGCAGGUUGGGGCCCAGAGGUCUUCAGCAGAGGCAAUGGGUGGUGGUGGGUGCCACUGGUAGCACCGCUGCUGGGGGCCACCGUGGGCACAUUCCUGUACCAGCUCUUUGUGGCUUUCCACUACCCGGAGGAGGACAGCGAAGUCCUGGCAGAGCAGGGCUCCAUCGUUCUAGUCAACACCAACAUCGAUGCAGAUAUUGGGAUAUCGCCCAAGGAGAAGGACACUGGGGAGAGAGUGCCUGCCGGGUAUCCCUCAGCACCAUGCGCCAGCAGCACAGUCUCCCUCACAGUCCCUGUCACAACAUUAAAAGAGUCCUGA
Cinclus cinclus is the source of this 999-nucleotide messenger RNA. It is a transcript of the gene AQP10, whose product is annotated as aquaporin 10. The record is from RefSeq and is a predicted model, not a curated record. Bases 1 to 999 code for a protein of 332 amino acids. Gene Ontology annotation, cellular component: plasma membrane; basolateral plasma membrane. The transcript is spliced from 6 exons. Gene Ontology annotation, molecular function: urea transmembrane transporter activity; glycerol channel activity; water channel activity. NCBI's taxonomy places the organism in Eukaryota, Metazoa, Chordata, Aves, Passeriformes, Cinclidae. Gene Ontology annotation, biological process: glycerol transmembrane transport; water transport.